UAUAUAACAACGGUUCCAAGCGUUUCAAUCCUUAUGUUUUGUGGUGCACUGCUAGAUUUAUAUUUGUGUUAACUUCAUCUUAAAAGUAAUUUUUCAAAAUGACCAUUGAUCCAGUGAAGUCUAUUCCUGCAUUUUACGCUGGACAAAGUAUACUACUGACAGGUGCAACAGGAUUUCUGGGUAAAACGUUUAUCGAAAAAGUAUUGCGAUCUUGCCCAGAUGUUCGUGAAAUAUUUCUAUUGAUGCGUCCGAAAAAAGGACUAGAUUUGAACGAAAGGCUCGAAAAAAUGUUAAAAUUACCGUUAUAUGAAAAAUUGUGCAACGAGCAACCUUCGGCUUUCGAGAAAUUAAUUCCGAUUUCUGGCGAUAUCAGAGAGAAAGAGUUAGGUUUAUCGGCUGCAGACAGGCAAAUGCUGAUUGAAAGAGUAACUAUAAUAAUUCAUGCAGCGGCAAGUGUGAGAUUUAAUGACAGUUUAAAAUGUGCCAUAUUUGCCAAUACCAGAGCAACAAGAGACAUUUGUAUUCUAGCACAAAGUAUGAAGAAUUUAAUAGAUUUAGUGUAUGUUAGUACAGCGUAUUUAAAUACGAAUAAUCCAAUUAUAGAAGAAAAAGUAUAUCCUCCUGUAACUAAUUGGCGGAAGAUGAUCGAAAUGGCCGAGUUACUGGAUGAACAUACUUUAAACAUUUUUACAGCUAAGUAAGUUACAAACAAAAAUUUGUUAUGCUUAUAAAUACAUGGAUAUACUACAUAU
This is a messenger RNA of Wasmannia auropunctata (little fire ant), 752 nucleotides long. Its product is annotated as fatty acyl-CoA reductase 1-like. Bases 99 to 701 code for a protein of 200 amino acids. The transcript is spliced from 3 exons. Gene Ontology annotation, molecular function: alcohol-forming very long-chain fatty acyl-CoA reductase (NADP+) activity. NCBI's taxonomy places the organism in Eukaryota, Metazoa, Arthropoda, Insecta, Hymenoptera, Formicidae. Gene Ontology annotation, cellular component: peroxisome. Gene Ontology annotation, biological process: long-chain fatty-acyl-CoA metabolic process. The record is from RefSeq and is a predicted model, not a curated record.